Messenger RNA from Vombatus ursinus (common wombat), 626 nucleotides. Its product is annotated as extensin-like. Bases 1 to 525 code for a protein of 174 amino acids. The record is from RefSeq and is a predicted model, not a curated record. Lineage: Eukaryota; Metazoa; Chordata; Mammalia; Diprotodontia; Vombatidae. The transcript has 2 exons.
AUGACGCAGCCUCGGCCGGACCCAGGCGUCCCGGCGCCUCAGGGGCACUGGAUGAAAGACCAGCCACAGGGGAGGAAACUGAGGCCUGGAAAGGGGAAGGGACUUCCGUCAAGGUCACUGGGGCGCACGCUCGCCUCCCAGGCGACAUUCGAACCCACAACUCCAGAGGCAGUACCUCGCACUGCCCCACCGUGUCUCUCGCUGAGCGGAGCCGCUCUGGUCCAACCUGACCCAAAGCCCCUCCAGAGGGGAGAUCGCUCUCUCCCGCGGAGGCCGGCUCCUCGCCCACAUCGGUCCCAGGAGCCCCUCGGUGACCAGCCCUCCCUGCACACCCCCAGCAGCUCUGGACCCGUGCCCAAAGCAGCGCGGCGACCAUUCCCGGAAAGAGAUUGUCUGUGGGCCCCCCAGCCCCUCCCUGCUGCGCUGUCUGUAUCCCCCGAGCUUAGCAGAGCGUCGGCAGCGCUUAAUAAAUGCGUGUUCGUGUGUUCUUUUAUUCCAAAAGAGGGAGACGUGACUAUGUUUUGAACCCAGGUUCCGACUCCCAAUCCAGCCCUUCCCCACGGUACCACAAGGCCCCACCCCACCGCUGGGCAGCUUCAGUCCAGACCCCCAACUCCCGGCGCAGA